This is a messenger RNA of Echinostoma caproni, 246 nucleotides long. The record is from the annotation of a GenBank genome assembly. Lineage: Eukaryota; Metazoa; Platyhelminthes; Trematoda; Plagiorchiida; Echinostomatidae.
AUGAUUCAUGCUCAUUUUGAUUUAUUUCAGGAAGACCGUCGAUCUCAGCAAUUAAUUGAUAGGCUUUGUCGACAAUCUCUGCUGGAACGUCGCAUCGGUGUACAAUUGGCUCAGACCAAACGAGAGAAAUCUGUUUUGUUGGGUAAUCUACUGGAAAGAGAAAAGGAGCAUGCAGCCCAACGGGAACGGGAAUUUGAACAAGCAAUGGAUCUCGAACGGGUUAGUACUUCGCAAACCGCAGUUUAG